This is a messenger RNA of Pectinophora gossypiella (pink bollworm), 708 nucleotides long. RefSeq lists its product as uncharacterized. Bases 153 to 638 code for a protein of 161 amino acids. The transcript is spliced from 2 exons. NCBI's taxonomy places the organism in Eukaryota, Metazoa, Arthropoda, Insecta, Lepidoptera, Gelechiidae. The record is from RefSeq and is a predicted model, not a curated record.
UAGAACGAACAAGGCAAUGGGUUGAAAACCAAAAGCUUAGAGAACCCGGCUGUUCGGUACCGCCACCGGCAGCCACGAGGGCAACUUUAUUUCCACCAACGAGUCUCAAAGAGCAACAAUUAAAGGUCAACGCGUCCGAGGCGGUUGGUCAUAUGGCCCCGCUCGUCUCAACGGAACCUGACCCACCAACCGUUCUUCUUCAAGCUGUAGCCGACACAGCGGCAGCCGCAAAGGCUCUGGCCUCUGCCGCCGGCGUUAAAAAGCUAGAGUUGCCACAAUUUUUGGGCAACGCGAUGCAAUGGUUGCAAUUUAAACGUAUUUUCGAUUAUACAAAGAUACAUUUUUCAGCUUUAGACAACAUAACACGACUAGACAACGCACUUCGUGGGCCUGCACGUGAGGCCGUAGCGGCGCUGUUGAUGUCGACGGAGGACCCCGACGAGGUCAUGCGCGCUCUCGAGGAAAACUUUGCGCGCCCCGAACUCAUCGUAUUCAGGGAGGUGAACAACCUGAAAACAUUGCCCAAACUAGGUAAUGAAUUACGUGAGCUAGGAAUCCUCACUAACAAGUCUCCGGCCCUACUGGAACCUGUAACGUGUACGCACUCCUCGACGACGGAAGUACCGCUACACUUAUAGAUUCUAGCAUCGCCACGCGUAUUGGAGCGACGGGACCGCGACAGACGAUAACGGUCAACGGGGUAGGCGG